AUGAACUACGAGGAAGAGCAAGCGCUGGAGCUGGAAGCGCUCCAGUCCAUUUUUGUGCACGACGGCGAGUUGGAAGUAGUCGCACCGGAUAACUUUAUCCUCAAACUUUUGCCACACCCAGAAGAAGAUGAAGAGAAUCACGUCGAAGUGAAGCUCGAAAUAAGGUACUUUGCGGCUGUAGCGCUGCGGCUUCUUGCUUGAUGUUUCUUGCUCAGAUGAGGAGGUAGUAUUGCGCCUUUCUGAAGCCAGGGCUGAUUGAUGGCUCCGGCUGACAAUCUCCCAGGCAACUCCCCGAGCUUGACUGGUUCACAGCUAAGAAGAGUUUUGCUUCAUCAGGCUCCGGUGGUGAUAAGUUGAAACACCAUUCACCAGCUAUUUACAAGCAGGAACAUAGAAAGUACGCUAAACAGUUACUCGCUCGCCUGAAGAAGCGAGCACCCGAUUGAAUUUUUUUCUGGAAGCUUCACGACAAGUGGUUUGUCAUGUCGGGACGGAACAAAAAAAGCCUUAUGUACAACAUACAAGAACUUCCAGCUGCCAGCAUGAAGACGUCUUCAAUCAUCGAAACAGGUAUCCCUCCACCUACCCCGAAGUUCUUCCGGAAAUUGAAAUCAAGGACAAGAAGGGACUAAACAACGACAAAAUGGCCAAGGUGCAAGCUCUGAUAACAGCGACAAGUGAGGAAAACGCUGGCAUGCCCAUGAUUUACAUGGUCGCAGAGGCUUUGCAGGAAUUCCUUAGGGAAAACAACGAAAAGGAGCUGACGAUGCACGAAGAGAUGAUGCUGCGAGAAAAGGCGAAGAAGGGUGAUGACGAUAUCGGGGAAGAGGACGAUGAGGAUGAGGAAGGUACUAACUGUAUUCUAGUUUUCGCGGUACUGUAUCGGAGAAGGGCUCCGUCCUCGCGCGCGCUUUUGUUUACCAAAAAAAAUAAACAGCAUAGCACCGUCGUAUCGUCAUGUAUAAGAUUAUGCGCGAGCGAUUAGUCGUUCAUGACAUAAAGACGUCGUACACCAUCGCGCAUUACGUUAUUCACCACGCUAUCACGCAAAGGUAAUGCAAGACGUUUGUGAAUGACCCGUAGUAUACCAUCGUGCGUAAAGUUACGCACCAUGGUAUGGUGAAACGCUUUUCAUGCGGUUAUUUGUGAUAUCACUUACUGCACCGUCGUGUACAGUGUUACCUCCGAUAAUGUUUGUUGAUAAGACUUGUACUUACAGUUACAUACAAUUGCCUGCAGGUGGCGCCACUAGUUUCAUCUCUUUACAAAGUAACACCGUUUACAGGCCGUUUACUACAAAGCAAAGCACUACUUACAUCAACACCAACAGACGACGACGACCUCGGCGAGCCAGCAGACGAGGAAUGGCGCGGCUUGCACCUAAAAGAGCUCUGCGCGGAGUCGAGCCGAAUCACCAUCCAGCUCUUUCUCGAUUGGAGGACGAAGUUUGAGGAGGAAAUGGCGCAGUUUCGGAAAAAAGUGAACAAACUCUCCACGGUGACCGGCAAGCAGUACUUCAUGACCCAGAAGGAACAAAACGGCGCGAACGCGGAGGACAAGAUGGCCGAAGAGGAGGCCAAAGCCGCGGAGGACGAGUUUGUGGACGACGAUGAGGAGGUGGAUGAGGAUGAGGACGCUGACUUCUCACCGCCACCAAGAUCCAACGCGGAUCGGAACCUCCAAGAACACUUGAAAGCAGCGACUUCUACUGAGAAUUCGUGAGGGUCGUUCUUGGUGCGGCUUCGCACUCGUCGUGCACCAAUACAGCUGGUUUUCGGACCUCAUGGUAAGAAGUACACUCGCGCUCGCCGCAGACCUCCCCCCUCUGCGGACAAAUUAUCAACAUACAGAAACAUACACAUCACCGCUGAA
This is a messenger RNA of Amoebophrya sp. A120, 1872 nucleotides long. The record is from the annotation of a GenBank genome assembly. NCBI's taxonomy places the organism in Eukaryota, Dinophyceae, Syndiniales, Amoebophryaceae.